Solenopsis invicta (red fire ant) is the source of this 2108-nucleotide messenger RNA. Its product is annotated as neurobeachin. The record is from RefSeq and is a predicted model, not a curated record. The transcript is spliced from 2 exons. NCBI's taxonomy places the organism in Eukaryota, Metazoa, Arthropoda, Insecta, Hymenoptera, Formicidae. Bases 224 to 463 code for a protein of 79 amino acids.
GUGGCUCGCGCGCGUCGGUGCCCGCCUAGGAACAUUCGGGCCGGCGCGGCUGGCAGUGCUCACAACAGUGCCCACUUUCUAACAUGGCAGAUCAAUUUGUGUUGUAUUAUCAUGUGACGGCGAAACGCUCCCGUUGAUAGGACCCGUAACCUCGUGCGAAGCGAUCGUAGUCCCUCGGUAACCUUGUGAGUGUGGACGCGCGACGCGGUUCGCGGUCGCGUAAAUGUCCGUCGCGAUGGCGGACCUCAAGAGCCCGCCGUUCAGUGACAUCAAGCGGCCCGAGGAGGUGGUGGCGAUGGCGAUGAACGACAGCCUCAAGUUCGCCGUGCUGAUCGGCCUGAUCGAGGUGGGACAGGUGUCCAAUCGGGAGGUCGUCAACACCGUGCUACACCUGGUACGUAUUCAGGAGAAUGGGAGCGCUGUUAGCCGGCCAUUGUUCAAUUUGUGCGUGAGUAAAUCGUGAACUCGACAUCUUACGGGAACGUCAGUCUGCCAUUUUAUCUCCGCCGAGAUAAUCUACACGGGGAUCCCCAUUGUCUGAGGCCUUUUUCAUUUUAUCCGCACUUUUGUUAUCUCCGUAUUGUCUUGCACUACAUACUUCGCCUUCCAUUCGACGUUCGGUUCGAUAACAAGCCAGACCGGGCGUAGUAUGAUGAAAGAAUAUAUACAAGCUCAGUCGCCGUGAUGUCUGGAGGAAAAAGCUGCGCUGUCAUAUCCUCGCGUAAGGAUAAAAGGGAUCGCAUCUCCAUUGAUGAUUUGUGUGCGUUUCUAUCUCCGUAAAAGCCGAACGGAACAUAAUCUUCCGUUGCGAGGCUAUUAAGCCGCUUUAAGCGAUGACUUUUCUUAUAAAACGCUUUAUCGUUAACCGUGCGCUUUACAGUACACUCUUUCUGUUUCCCGUAAGAUGUAUCAUGUUCGCAAUAAUCAAUCGUGCCUCCAUCACCGGCUAGCUCUGCCGUAACGAAUGAGGAGGUUUAAUGACGGCGCUAUUACGUCAAGUGCUUUAAUAACGUUUCGGUGAGACUAUUCCCGUCGUACUUCGCACUAAUUCCGUAUCAAACUACAAGCGGGACUGAAGUUACCUCGGCGCGCGAUUACCUCCCAAAAACUGGGAAAAAUACUCUCAACCAGUUCUUUCGUUAUAUUUGUCACGAGUUGGAGGUACGCAUUGCGCCAAGUCUCCUCUUUUUAUCGAUGGAACUUGUCGCGCGAUUUUCAUAUUUUUUUUUCUGUCACUUUCCGCCACUGCAGUUUACCUUGUUCAAGCUACUGUCGCGACUUUUUGUUACAAUAAUGUUCAUUUCUUUCUAUCCUUCUCUCUCACAUACACAAUAGAGAAUAUUAUAAUUAAUUCUAUUCGUUACAAAGACUACUUUCAAUUAAAAUGUUGAUUAAAAGACAGAACGUCCGUUGUUAUGCAACUGCAGUAUCCUACUAGAAUAGAAUAGAAUUUAUUUACCUUCAGCAUGUACAAAGCCGAGAAAAGGACUCGAUACUUAUAUAUUCAUUCAUCCAUAUCUUUACAUACUGAUGCUGACUAUACCUAUACUUAAUCCUCUUUCUAUCUUACAGCUUAAUUUACAUUCUUCUUUUACGUAUCCUCAGUAUCCCAUUAUUUCAUAGUGUCUGACAGACUGCAUAUAAAUAUCGCGCGUGAAACAUUGGACGAGAAUCGAUGGUAACGCCUGAUUGUAACAGAUAUCCCAGCAUUUUACUGCAUUUAUUGGCUGAGCUAUCAUUCCUUUGUUAGCAGUAAGAGAGAUUGAUUGUAUUUCACGAGUUUUUGAAUCGUCAGUUAACCCUAUUCCAAUAACUUCCUCUUCUUUCUCCCCCAAUAGAACUGUUCUGGUGAAAAUAUAGAUACUUUAUGAUGUGUUAAUAUUAGAGGAGCGAUAGCUUUUCCCGCAGGUUUCUCCGACGAUGAGAAUUUUUAUUGCGACAUAUCGGAAAUAUGUUGCAGAUAAGAACUUGAGAAUCGUUGAAUGCUCAAUGCGACAACAGCUUCUCGAAUGUGUGCGGUUUGCUUAAUCGAUAGCUAACUAAUCAAAAUUCAUUGACGACGACUGCAAAAUAUAUAACUUGCCUCGAACGCAAGCACGAUCUCCGAA